UAUCCACACACACUGUUGCAUCAUACUCACACAUUCAUUAGCUGGGACUGGGGAGUGUGUAUUUUUCCAACCGAUCCUCAGUGUCAGCUGUCAGAUGCACAAACCUUCGCUUCCUUUCUGCAUCUACUGCACUGGAACAACAGAAGCUCCUUGCAAGAACAGUGCCCAGAGAGCGUUCCUGACAGAUGCGCCGUUUGCUCUAGCAAGGCGCUCUGCUGGAAAGUUUCCUCUAACCACUAACACCCGCCUCCGCUCCCCGGAGCGGGCAGGACGCAGGCUGCCUGGAUCCCCUCUUGACGGUGGAAGGGUUUUACACACACUCUGCUAGGCUGCCCCAUCCGAGAAUCUAUCUGGCAGCCAAACUCCUCCAACCCCAGCGGACAGACUGUCCAAGGCAAUCUGGCCCUUCGAGAAAACCGAGGUCCCCUCCCCGCUAAAGGGAGCACGCGCCCCGCUCUGCAGGGAACCUGCGCACUGGAGAUAGAGGGCAAGCCCGGGGAGCGGGUGCGCAGGAGGGAGCCAAAUGCAGAGGCAGAAGGGGCGCAGGAGUGAGCGGAGCGCAGGAGAGAGUGGGAGCCGAAAGUGGGGGCGGGGACGCGGCUGGGAGCCGGGCGCAGCGCUGGGCCAGGGAGAACAGGGCGCUGCAACUAGCGGGCUCAGGAAGAAGCGCGCGCGCAGGAACCGCGGGCGCCGGAAAGGCGCUAGCUAGGCGAUCCGUCCCGGACUCCUCAAGCCGCUGAACUGCCAGUGGGAGGGGGUGCGGGGAGUUGGGGGGGGGGGAAACUAGAUAGGGGCGUGCCUUUGCCCGGAUUGGCUGCACGAGCCUGACGCGAGGCCCCGGGGGUUGGCUUGGGGGAGUGCGAGCGGGGUGGGCUGGGUGCUGGGUGCCGGGUCUGCGGGCUCCGCGCGCACAGAAACAUGCUGAGGUCCCGGUGGCUGUUCCAGCAGCAGCGGCGGCAGUGGCGGCGGCGACAGCGUUCGGCUCUGGCGAGGAAGGCGCCCGAAGCCCAUGCCUCCGGCCCCGCGCCGCGGCUGCCCUGACCUGGCCGCGACCUCCCUCUGGGCGCCCUGCCGCCCCGGCCUCUGGGGUGUUCCCUAACCACGGCCCAGCCCCGCCACACCCCCCGCCCCCGGCCUCCGCAGCUCGGCAUGGGCGCGGGGGCGCUCGCCCUGGGCGCCUCCGAGCCCUGCAACCUGUCGUCAGCCACGCCGCUCCCCGACGGCGCGGCCACGGCGGCGCGACUGCUGGUGCCCGCGUCGCCGCCCGCCUCGCUGCAGACCCCAGCCAGCGAGGGCCUUGCGCCGCUGUCGCAGCAGUGGACGGCGGGUAUGGGCCUGCUGAUGGCGCUCAUCGUGCUGCUCAUCGUGGCGGGCAACGUGCUGGUGAUCGUGGCCAUCGCCAAGACGCCGCGGCUGCAGACGCUCACCAACCUCUUCAUCAUGUCCCUGGCCAGCGCCGACCUGGUCAUGGGGCUCCUGGUGGUGCCGUUCGGAGCCACCAUCGUGGUGUGGGGCCGCUGGAAGUACGGCCUCUUCUUCUGCGAGCUCUGGACCUCGGUGGACGUGCUGUGCGUGACGGCCAGCAUCGAGACCCUGUGUGUCAUCGCCCUGGACCGCUACCUCGCCAUCACGUCACCCUUCCGCUACCAGAGCCUGCUGACCCGCGCGCGGGCGCGGGCCCUCGUGUGCACCGUGUGGGCCAUCUCGGCCCUGGUGUCCUUCCUGCCCAUCCUCAUGCAUUGGUGGCGGGCAGAGAGCGAAGAGGCGCUCCGCUGCUACAACGACCCCCAGUGCUGCGAUUUCGUCACCAACCGGGCCUACGCCAUCACCUCGUCCGUGGUCUCCUUCUACGUGCCCCUGUGCAUCAUGGCUUUCGUGUACCUGCGCGUGUUCCGCGAGGCCCAGAAGCAGGUGAAGAAGAUCGACAGCUGCGAGCGCCGCUUCCUUAGCGGCCCCGCGCGGCCGCCCUCGCCCGCGCCCUCGCCCUCACCCUCGCCGGGGCCCCCGCGCGCCGCCUCCCCGCUGGCCAACGGGCGCGCCGGCAAGCGGCGGCCCUCGCGCCUCGUGGCCCUGCGCGAGCAGAAAGCGCUCAAGACGCUGGGCAUCAUCAUGGGCGUGUUCACGCUCUGCUGGCUGCCCUUCUUCCUGGCCAACGUGGUGAAGGCCUUCCACCGCGACCUGGUCCCCGACCGCCUCUUCGUCUUCUUCAACUGGCUGGGCUACGCCAACUCGGCCUUCAACCCCAUCAUCUACUGCCGCAGCCCCGACUUCCGCAAGGCCUUCCAGCGCCUGCUGUGCUGCGCGCGCCGGGCCGCCUGCGGGGGCCACGCGGCUGCCGCUGACCGGCCGCGCGCCUCGGGCUGCCUGGCCGUAGCCGGGCCGCCGCCGUCGCCCGGGGCCGACGACGAGGACGACGACGACGACGUCGGGGCCGCGCCGCCCGCGCGCCUGCUGGAGCCCUGGGCCGGCUGCAACGGCGGGGCGGCGGCGGACAGCGACUCGAGCCUGGACGAGCCGAGCCGCCCGGGCUGCGCCUCGGACUCCAAGGUGUAGGGCCCGGCGGCGCCUCCCCAGCUCCCCCAGCCGGGACGCGGGCUCUGGCCCCCGGGAGCAGGAAAGCCCGGGCGCCCCUGAGCGGCUUCCCAGGGGAAAGAGAUCUGUGUUUACUCAAGACCCAAAGCAGGUGAACUCAAAGCCCACAAACCUCGUCUGAAGCAUCCAAGACAAACAGAAGAGCCACGGACCGUUGCCUGGAAAGGAAAGUUUGGGGAGGGGUGGGAGAGUGGCUUGCCGGUUUUUCUUGGGUUCUUUUUUCUGUUUGUGGUUCGGUCUUCUUUUGUGUGUGCGUGUGAUGCAUCUUUAGAUUUUUUUUUUUUUUCCAGGUGGUUGUUGACACUUUCUGCGGGCACCGGGUAGGGGAAGGCAGAAGCAUUAGGGCUUAAAAGUCUAUCCACUUGGCUUCCAUCCCAUUCCCGGAACAGGAGCAGUCAGCCGGAGAGAGAAGGGGGAAAUGACAAUUGGUCAGGACGUGUUUCCUUUUGCUUUCAAGAAAAAUUUCAUUUUAAUUCCUGAGUAAUGAUUUCUCCUGUUCUUAAAAUAAAGGGAAAGGAGGGAUGCAGAAAUCACGUUUCAAGAAAUUUUAAGCUAUUCUUGGAACAAGCCUCACCUUGCUUUCCUUUUGUAGGACAAGCCUGCUGUCCCCGCGCGCCUCGGAGGUCAGGCCAAGGGGUGUCUACCUCACACUGUGCACAUUGCACAGCACGAUAGAAAGACUUGUUUAUAUUAAACAGCUUAUUUAUGUAUCAAUAUUAGUCGGAAGGACCAGGCGCUGAGCCUCUGUGACAUGUGACUCUGUCCAUUGAAGACAGGACAGCAAAAGGAAAAAAAAGCGGAAACAGUUCAGAUUACUGCACACGUUGGUAAAAACAAAAAACAACAAAAAAAGGAGUGGUUCAAAAUGCCAUUUUUGCACAGUGUUAGGAAUUGUAAAGUCCACAGAAGAUGUUACUUGCACAAAAAGAAAUUAAAUAUUUUUUAACGGGGGGAGGGAGCGGGGGCGGAUCUUAAAAACUAAAAUAAAAUUCAAACUAUACUUCUGUUGUCUAUUAUGUUAUUGAGCUAAUGAUUUAUUGGAAAAAUAGAUUUUUAUACUCUUAUCAUGGUACUGUAACUGUAUCCAUAUUAUAAAUAUAAUUAUCUUAAGAAUUUUUUUAUUAUUUUUUUAUGUCCCAGUGCCCAUGUGAAUCUGCUGGUAAAACUUCACACUUGUGUGUAAAUUCUACUUCCUUUGUGUGUUUUGCCAAGUAUUUAUACUCUGGUGCAACUAACUACUGUGUGAGGAAUUGGUCCAUGUGCAAUAAAUA
Equus quagga is the source of this 3863-nucleotide messenger RNA. RefSeq names its product adrenoceptor beta 1 (gene ADRB1). Gene Ontology annotation, molecular function: beta1-adrenergic receptor activity. The transcript has a single exon. Gene Ontology annotation, biological process: adenylate cyclase-activating adrenergic receptor signaling pathway; norepinephrine-epinephrine-mediated vasodilation involved in regulation of systemic arterial blood pressure; positive regulation of heart rate by epinephrine-norepinephrine. Bases 1150 to 2553 code for a protein of 467 amino acids. The record is from RefSeq and is a predicted model, not a curated record. Gene Ontology annotation, cellular component: membrane. NCBI's taxonomy places the organism in Eukaryota, Metazoa, Chordata, Mammalia, Perissodactyla, Equidae.